Molecule: messenger RNA, 2097 nt
Organism: Klebsormidium nitens
Lineage: Eukaryota; Viridiplantae; Streptophyta; Klebsormidiophyceae; Klebsormidiales; Klebsormidiaceae
Source: the annotation of a GenBank genome assembly
AUGACCCUGCUCCAUCGUCCUGUAGCCCAACUUGGUUCUCCAGCGCACGUGGAAUGCUGGAAGGGGGGCUGCAACUGCUUGGAAGGAUCUGGCAGGACGCACCUGCUGAAGCAAUCCAGCGAUCUAGCGGGAACCAGCAAAGUGCGAACCCCGCCCCAGACUCCUCCAGGCUCGCCGUUCCAGAUCCGGGGCGCUUCAGUCCUCACCAACCUGCCAUCGCCGCAGCAGAACGACCUGAACGCCAUUGACUGCGACUUCCUGGAUGACGAUCCGUGGCCGGGCAUCUCGGAGAACUCGGAAGGGAGAUAUGUCCUGAACAACGAGUCGCCUUCUGGUGGUCUGGAGGACAUGUUUCGUCACCCUGUCCUGCCAGUGAGGCAGAUGGAGGCGACCGCAGAAGUGCAGACCCACAGGAGCAACGGUUUCUACGAGCGAGCGCUCAUCCCUCUCAUGCGACGGUCUCACUCGCCGACGCUCGGUCUGCUUACGCCUCAGCCACAAAAUGGAACCACGGACAAUGGACCUGACCUUCAGUCGUGCUUCUCUGCCUGGAACACUCGGCCUGGUUUCCACCUCAGCAGCGCGCGGCCCUCUGUGGUCCCGUCCAACGGAGACGCGCGCGCCUCGAGCAAUCCCUCCAACAUAACACUCUCGCUGUCUCGCCGCUCCCCAGACCCGAUCAGACAAGCGCAGUUUGAGGCAGAGUCUUCCGACCCUUCUGCGUCGGAGUCAGACACGCCAAGGAUUGGGGCACGCUUCAAGGCCCCCUCCGAGACUGGCGGCUCAAACCCCGGCCUAAACCUCGUGGGCCGCCUGCGCCCCGGCUUCGACGGCCUCCCGGCGCGCCCCAGGAAGCUGCGAAUGAUGCGCUCGGCGCUCGGCGCGCAUUCGCCCCCGCGGCCGCGCGCGCGCGAGGAAGGAGAAGACGACGGCGACCGCGGCCUCGACAACUCCAGCGGAGGCGAAGACGGCUCGGAUCCGGAGGGAGACGCGAGCGGCGAGGAGAGGGGCGGGGAUGCUGACGUCAGCGACGGCGUCGAUGACAUGGCUGCUGACGUGGACGAAGAGGACUCGGAGUACGACCCGGAGGAAGGGAGCGAGUCGGAGUCGGAGUACGAUCCCGACGAGGACGAAGAGGAGCGGCCGACCAAGAAGCCGCGCAGCGCGCGUGGGCCCUCGCUCGCGCGCAGUAGCAGCUCGCAGUCGCUGGCGGGAAGCGAGGGGAGCGGGGGCGUGUUUCCUCCGAGGAAGAAGGGCCGCUUCACCGAGGAGAUGGACCGGGUGUUCCUGCAGCGCCUGGGGGAGCUGUUCCGCCAGAAGGUCAUGCUCAAGGACUCGUUCCGGUACUUUCCGGGCAGGACCCCGCGCCAGUUAAGACGCCAUUGGAUGCGGGUGAAGCACAAGUACGGAAUUGGCAGCAUCAAGAACGUCGAGAACGUUCUGGCGAGGCUGGGUCCCCUGAAAAAAGAAAAGGACCCCCUCUCGUUGAGGCAGCUGUCGAGCUACUUCAAGCUGCCAAUGGAGGAAGCCUGCGCCAGGUUCAACGAAAGGCGCGGUCAGCAGCUGACGUUCCAGAAGUUCCGCCAGCUGUUCCAGAAGCAUGGCAUCAGCAGGUGGCCGUAUCGCCAGGUGAUGGCCGGCAAGCCCAUCUCCGAGGUCAUCACCGAGGCGAAAGCCGCGGUCCAGGAGACACAGGCGCGCCACGCGGCCGCGGAACAGGUCCCGGAGUUUCUCCCCGAGGGGGGUGCGGAGCUGGCACUUCCGGGCCCCCCCGCCAACCGCGCAGCGACUUCCGCUCGGCAGAAGGCCCCCCUUCCCGGCGUCACCGGGCACGCGAAACCCGGGGGAAGGCCCCGGUUGGUUGGCCCGCCCAGUAAGGGCGCCGCGAUUGGCGGGAAUGGCCAUGCUAAGGUGAAGAGCGGCAAGCACGCGGCCGGCAGGCGGUUCCCUUUGGCGCACAAGCCGGCCGCGGCAGAGAUGCCAGCCUUGGAGGAGCAGCCGCCUAAGAACGCGCCCGCUGGCCGCGGUCGCACCCAUAAGGGUCUGAUGGAGGGCUCCGUUUUUGAUCCAAAGAAGCGCAGCCGGUCUCGGAAAUGA